GUACAAUCUUCGGAUCGCAAAAAGUUACACAGUCAAUUUUGUUCCUCUACUUCCAUCUCCUUGGCCAAGGGAGGAAUGCAGAGCAUUUAUAGACCUUGCGCCAUUUAACUUUCAUUAUUUCUUUCUCUUUCUCUGGGAUGUUGCUUGUUCUUUUACUAUUAUAUCUUCAAAUCUUAUCUGCCGCCGCAAAUGUCUCUGGUACUCUUCCGGAUUCGGCUCUCAUCUUUUCUUCUGGCUGGCAACGCUCCUUGUCAAGAACUACGGACAACUUUCUUCUCACAGACACCCUUGGGCAUGCUCUGACUGUCACGAUUCCAGAGUCCACUACGAUGGUAAACUUUGUCGGCUUGAAAAGGACGGGAGGCUCAUUGUAUGGUGUAUGCGUGGACUGUGCCAGCGGUAGUGUCACGAAUCUGCAGCUCUUCUCGGGGCAUGAUAGUACGCUGGCAAAUAAUGCUGAUGCUGAGCCCGCCUUGAUAUUCUCUUUGGACGUGAAUCCUGACCAGGCGCAUAUAUUACAAGUGACAAAUGUUGGAGACAGCAGUUUUGGGAAAAAGACACCUCAUCUUCUAGUACCUCAACCCGUAUCAGCAGUGCUUUACCUACAUCUAGUUCCAGCACUUCGGAAACCGCCAUAUCAACCUCAGUAGCCAUUUCUACUGAUCAUACCUCAAGCACGGCCUCGGUCGCAGCAGCAGCUUCUUCAUCAGCUUCCGUAUUUACAAACACACAAACGAGCAGUUCCCUAAUCGCAGUCAUCGUAGUACCCACGGUGAUUGCUGUACUCUCUCUCGUCAUUGGUCUAUUCUUUUAUUUUCGAAAACAACGUCGGAAAGCGACAUUUGUGGACUUUGUCGAAAUCGAGGAUCCUCCAACAACGCAAUUAGCCCCUGUUGUACCUUCUAGUUCUUCUUCUGG
This is a messenger RNA of Lentinula edodes (shiitake mushroom), 918 nucleotides long. RefSeq lists its product as uncharacterized. Lineage: Eukaryota; Fungi; Basidiomycota; Agaricomycetes; Agaricales; Omphalotaceae. The transcript has 5 exons. Bases 138 to 650 code for a protein of 170 amino acids. The record is from RefSeq and is a predicted model, not a curated record.